This is a messenger RNA of Pantherophis guttatus, 1255 nucleotides long. NCBI's taxonomy places the organism in Eukaryota, Metazoa, Chordata, Lepidosauria, Squamata, Colubridae. The record is from RefSeq and is a predicted model, not a curated record.
AGGGAGAGAAAUCGAGAUUAGCCGAUCAGCUGGAAAGAGCCUGGAUCAUAUUCUCUUUGCAGCCUGAUGGAUUACGCAAAGAAAUCUUUGGGUCUUCUCAGCCCCCGAUCGCUUUCCAAAUGUGUGUCGGCCAGUGCUUCCGUGACCCAGCAGCUGUUGGCUGGUCCUGCUCCCCGUCCGAGGCCGUAUCGAGUGAACAACUGUGAGCGUACGCUGCGAAAAGGAAUCAUGGCUGAGAAUCUGAACGACCUGCUUGAGAAAGUACGAACUGCUCUGGACUUAGUGGGACCCAUCACCCUUGUCUUGGAUGAAGACGGCACCAGCGUAGAAUCGGAGGAAUUUUUCCAAAUCCUGGAGGAGGGAACGGUAUUGCUGGCCUUGACUGAAGGACAGGUGUGGCGUCCAGCCAAGAAAGCCGGCUACCAGCUCUCGCUGUCCCACAAGCCUCGACGUCGGAUUGACGUGGCCUGCAUCACUUUCGACUUCUACAAGACCAACCCCCAGGAUUUCCUUGGCUCUUUGAACAUCAAAGCUACUCUCUACGGAACCUACAGCAUGUCCUACGAUAUGCAAUGCUAUGGGGCGAAGAGGAUGAUGAAGGAAGCUCUCCGCUGGACCCUUUUCACCAUGCAAGCGACAGGUCACGUCCUGUUGGGCACUUCCUGUUACAUGCAGCAUUUGCUGGACGCUCCGGAAGAACCGAAGGAAGAAACGUUGCCAUCGUCGUUGCCUCCUUCUAUCGCUCUCCCUUCCUCUCUCACCCGGAGAAUGUUGCAGUGAAUUUGGGAUGCGCGUGUCUCCAAGGGACAGAGAUAUUUUCUGCACCCCCACCCCUCCCGCUGCUACGGACUCCGAACGCCGGGAGGGUUGACCUCCUACACGUAAGGCACCCACAUGAGAUCCCGUAGAGAGGGACGGGCACCCAUCUGCACUUGCUGGAGUUAAAAAACAAAACAAAAACACAGCCAUCCUCAAGACAUUUUGACGUUGUAAUAGGAUUCUAGGCACUUCACCAUUCCUUCUAAGUUGUAACGUGCUUUCUUAUUCUUCUUGUCCAGCUCUGCAGCCAGAAUUGAUGCCGCAAUAGGCCAAGGUUUCACCUUUCCUUAUUUAUAUAUAUAUAUAUAUAUAUGUAUGUGUGUGUGUGUAUGUAUGUAUUUUUCCAACACGCACAGGUAAACGCACAGCCAGCGUGACACCACGUUGACUUGUUAUUAUGACACUGUAAAUAUGUGAAUUAAAAAAAAAAGACAUG